Messenger RNA from Phlebotomus argentipes, 9897 nucleotides. It is a transcript of the gene pum, whose product is annotated as maternal protein pumilio. Gene Ontology annotation, molecular function: mRNA 3'-UTR binding. Lineage: Eukaryota; Metazoa; Arthropoda; Insecta; Diptera; Psychodidae. The transcript is spliced from 12 exons. Gene Ontology annotation, cellular component: nucleus; cytoplasm. Gene Ontology annotation, biological process: post-transcriptional regulation of gene expression. The record is from RefSeq and is a predicted model, not a curated record. The coding region runs from base 1244 to 4234 and encodes 996 amino acids.
ACUUCUGUGGAGUGCAGAGUAGCUGGGAUUUUAUAACCUACGAUAUAGAGAAAGAGAGAUAUUUUGCAAUACUCGUAGAGAGUGUAUAAUGUACUUCUUUUGUACAAAAGUUUAAUAGGAGUGAAAAUCUAACAGUUUCUAGACAAGUAUUCUCGACAUUACAUACACCACUUUGUUCUCCAACCUUUUGUUUCACGACGAUCAUUUUGUGGUUGCGUUCUGUUGGACUCUGAGUGUGUUGAUCUGUUUCCAGCUGAAAAUUAUUCACGGUAGAAACUGGAGGAGAGACUGUAUAGGGGAGAGAGAUAGAGAAAAAGCGAGAGCGAGGGAGAGAGAGAGAGAGAGAGAGAGUUGAUAUACUAAAAAGUUCAAAGGAUAGGAGAGUCCGGGUAAGAUUUCCCGUUGAGGCAGAAAUUAGUUUGUUGGCAGAUGCCAUGAAAUCCUGAUUGUGAAGUUGAAAAAUAUAUCCAGAGUGAAGAGAAAGAGUUGGACGGAAAGAGAGGAAGAUCCAAGAAGAACACCAGCCACGGAGGGCUUGUUAAAGAUAAAUAAAUUCCAAUUGUUGGGUGUUAAACUUCAGUGUGUGAAUCGCAGUGAAGUUCCAAGUAUGGUGGAUGGAUAAACAAGAAAAAAAAUAGUACGGGAAAGAAAUUGAGAGAGCGCGAGCAUAUUAUCAUUGUGUGAUAAAUGCGUGGUUACCAUCGCAACGAAUUUAUUGUCUUCAGUUCUUUCGGAUAGUUGUGUAUGGUGUCUAAACUCUGGCGAGCCUUGAAAUUCAUCUGCAUCAUCGGCAUUCAUGAGAGUGUGAAACGCACCCUCCCAUUAGAGAUUUUGGCGGGGGGAAGGAAAGUGGGUGAGGAGAAGAACUUCAAUCAGAGUGUGUGUGCGGUGAUCCUCAGCAAUAGACAGUUCAUUCUUCAGCUGGUAAUUUUCAACAAUUAAGUCACUUUUGACACUUUGGUGAGUCCACAAGGCGCAGUGAAGAGGAAUUACUGGUCCUGCUUUGGUUGAUGAGAGAGAAAGAGAAUAUAUAUACAUAUACAUUUUGAUAUUGUGUGUGAAGAAACUCGAUCUAGAACGACCGGCGUGAAGAGCAAGUGAGAGUGCUAAAUAAGUUGUUUCAAGUGCAAUUGCCAACUACAUAAAGCGCAUUAAAGUGGUCACUGAGGAGCAAAGAUACAGUAAUUUGCACUUUUGGAUUACGGAAGACAGAGAAGGCAGCAAUUUGUUGCGGUCACUGGGGAUGAAACUCCUUCAGGAGUUUGUAUUUGCUACACCGGAUGUUGGUGAUGAUAUAGUGACGCCAGAAAUGAUCACCACAUCUGCCGCAAAGAAGUUGUGGGAGAAAGGAGGUCCUGGCGAUAUGAAAAUUCCAAGUGCAACGAGUGGGCCGUUGGCGCCGCUGCAGCUCCACGGUGGGCCUGAGCAUCAGGUGUGGCGCGACUCCACAUGGUCUACCCAGGGUGAAAUAUUGACACCGCGAAGGACAUUUCAGCAGGCACCGGAGACCAACUCCACUGGAAGUACUGGCAUUCUCAGUCCGCGCGAUUCAACUGGUGGCUUAGGUGUAAAAAUGGUAGAAUAUGUGCUUGGUGGUUCGCCCACCAACAAGGAGAGUCCUCUUGCGAGCUUGGAACCACGUUUGAGGAGUUUAAAAUUUGAUGAUUCUGACAAGUCGACAGACGAUAAGGAGAAGACAAAUUCGCCGUUUGACGCGAAUGGCAUCAAGAAGGAGGAUCAAGUGAACUCUUCAAAUGGAGUUGUCGUGAAUGGUAUAGAUGAUGACAAAGGAUUUAAUCGAACUCCCGGAUCGCGACAGCCAUCUCCGGCCGAGGAGGCUCUGACGCGCCCGAGUGGUCUCUUGGAUCCGACCGGUCAAGUGGGCUCGGCGUAUCCACAGUUGCCUCUGCAGCAUAUGCUCGGCGCGAGUGAUCCACAGGGUGUUGGCCAACUCAAUUCGUACCAUCAUGCGGCCCAAUUGGCAGCGAUGAAUCAAAUGCAAGGGCCAGUUAUGAAUGGCGUCAGUGGAAUGCAUCAAGUUGCACAGAAUUUCCAGCAGAACCAGAUGGUGAACCAGCAACAAGGGCCCAAUCAAUUGGACACGUCGGCCAAUCUGCUGCAGCAGCAGCAUAAUUUUGAUGUACAGCAACUCUUCCGCAGUCAGAAUCCUGGCCUUGCCACAAGUGCAACGGCGCCUGGGGCGCCAAGUGGCGCCCCGUUGCCGCAACAUCUGCCACAAUUUCUGGCACAGCAGAAUGCCUAUGCAGCCCAACAGGCCACCCCAUAUGUGAUCAAUCCCGGACAGGAGGCUGCCCCCUACAUGGGGCUCAUUGCGGCCGGAAUGCAUCAGUACUAUGGUGUGGCCACGGCACCUUGGGGCGUGUAUCCGGCGAAUCUCAUCCCCCAGCAAGGAUCACAGCCGCGGAGGCCGCUCACGCCGUCACAGCAGGGCGCCGAAAAUCAACCGUACCAGGUAAUUUCGGCAUUUUACGAUCAGAGUGGCUCGUUGAUGAUGGGCCCGCGUACUGGUACGCCCAUGCGACUGGUGAGUCCAGCUCCUGUUCUUGUGCCUUCUGGAGCCCGAGCUCCUCAGGCGCCCCCAAUCUACCCGCCUCAGCCUCAAACAGCACAGCAGAAUUUAUACUCGGCCCAGAAUGGUUCAAGUGUUGGAGGUGGCGGGUUGUUCGCACCCCAAGCGUUCAGCGGCGGUCUUGGUACCUUGGGGAGUCCUGCACAACCCACAGGUAGUCUGAACACAUCUUUGACUGCGCGAAGGGACUCUUUUGAUCGAAAUACAUCUGCAUUCAGUCCCUCAUCGCUGGAUUACUCCACAUCGACUGUGGCGCGAAAUGCUGCGGCUGCCAAGUGGCCUGUGGGCAAUUACGGGGCUCUGGGCACAGUCACCGCCGCGUCGGCUAGCCCCCAUGGCGCCCCCAUCACCCCACCGCCGUCGGGCAUCGGAGGAUUAGUGACGAAUCGCGCUCCAGGAGCUGAAACCAAGUACCGGAAUGUGAAUCAACUGGCACCACUGUCGACUGCGAACAAUAUUUUCGGCUCCAACAACUCGAUAUUCUCAAAGUUGUCGGGUGCCGUAGUUCGGACGCCAGCUGCGCCACUGGAUCGCCAGCCUGGACGGUCGCGCCUGCUAGAGGACUUUAGGAACCAGCGAUUCCCAAAUCUGCAGCUGCGAGACUUGGCAAAUCAUAUUGUGGAAUUCUCACAGGAUCAGCAUGGCUCACGUUUUAUUCAGCAGAAGCUCGAACGCGCCACGGCCACUGAGAAGCAACUCGUGUUCCAGGAGAUUCUCGGAUCUGCCUACAGCCUGAUGACUGACGUGUUUGGGAAUUAUGUGAUCCAAAAGUUCUUCGAAUAUGGCACACCGGAACAGAAGUCCACGUUGGCGCAGCAAGUGAAGGGUCACGUGUUGCCGUUGGCGCUCCAGAUGUACGGCUGUCGUGUCAUUCAGAAGGCACUCGAGAGUAUCCCGCCUGAGCAGCAGCAGGAGAUUGUUCGUGAACUGGAUGGACACGUGCUUAAGUGCGUCAAGGAUCAGAAUGGCAAUCACGUGGUGCAGAAAUGCAUUGAAUGCGUGGAGCCGGGCGCCCUUCAGUUCAUCAUCAACGCAUUCCAGGGACAGGUGUAUGCCUUAAGCACUCAUCCUUACGGGUGUCGUGUGAUUCAGCGUAUAUUGGAGCACUGCACGGCCGAUCAGACGGCUCCAAUUUUGUCCGAAUUGCACACGCACACGAAUCAAUUGAUUGAGGAUCAGUAUGGAAACUACGUCAUUCAACACGUUCUGGAGCAUGGGAAGCCAGAGGACAAGUCCGUUCUCAUAGGGAGUGUGCGGGGAAAAGUUCUGGUUCUGUCGCAGCACAAGUUUGCAUCAAAUGUCGUGGAGAAGUGUGUAACACAUGCCACGAGAGCUGAGAGAGCUCUGCUAAUUGAAGAGGUUUGCUCCUUCAAUGAUGGUGCACUUCACAUUAUGAUGAAGGACCAGUACGCAAACUACGUGGUCCAGAAGAUGAUUGAUGUGUCCGAGCCGACACAGAGGAAGACCCUUAUGCACAAGAUCAAGCCGCAUAUGGGAUCCCUCAGGAAGUAUACCUACGGGAAGCAUAUUAUAUCGAAGCUGGAGAAGUUCUUCUUGAAAACAUCAAAUGCCGUUGGGAGCUCACUGACGGGCAACUUGGAGGGACUGGGCCCUAUUGGACCGCCCAGCAAUGGUGUCCUGUAAGGAGGAGAACAGAAGGAGCAACUGAAUAUUUUCGUAAUAAUUCUUUAGCGUAUGAUUUUUUACGUGUCUUUUAAGUUUUUUAUAAAAACAUCUAUACAUGAGGACAUAUUUAAGGAGAUAUAAUAUUGAAUGAAAUCCAGAGAUGCAAAAAAAAGCAAAACAAGGGAUAAAUUUUGUUUAUCCAUCACUUCUCAUAUUUUUUUGUGUUUAAUUUACAUAACAUAGAAUGUAUUUUAGAGAAUUUACAUUUUCUUCUCGUCUUAUGUUUCGAAGACUUUUUUUCUGUUCAAAUGCAGUAAUUUCUACUUUUUUCCUACUAGCCUAGGUAUUAUGUAUAUUUUUAUACUUUUUUCCGUUGUAGUCUUAAAGUCGAAUACUUUCCUGCAUAUUAGUAACGAUGAAAGUGAACAGAAAUCUCUGUGUUGAUAAAAAGAACACUUUCUUUAAUCCGAUGAUGACAAUUAUGAUGAGAAAAAUAUGUUUUUUUUUUCUUUUCUUUUCGCUUGAUAAUAUGAUAAAAUGGAAACGAUGGAUAUUGAAUGAAGAAGAAAAAGGAAGAAAAAAAAACAUUUACAAUGCUAUACAUAAACAUACAUAUUGAAUGUAAAUCAUAUAUUGCGAAUAUCUGUAUCUAUUUAAUGUAUUAUAGUACAGUUCUUUGUAAUUUUUCACAUGAAGACUUUAUUCCAUAUUUAUAUAUUUUUCUUUAUUUUUUUCCCUCAGAAAGUAUAUAAUUCACAGAAGAAUGAAUUCAAAAUAUUCUGAAAAGAAAUCUAAGUAUUUUUGUAAUUGUGUAAAUUUGUGUAAUUUUGAAUGGAAAAAAGUGUGGUAAUAUGAGAAGCAGAAAAACGAUUAGAUCCUCUAUUUUUAUUGGCUUAAUUAGUAGUGAUGACAAAGAGGAGUUAAUUGAUUGGAGUAUUGAAGAGGAUAUGGACGUAAUGUAGUUAGAAAGUGGAGUCUCCGCAGAGGAGAGCACAUUUUGGGAGUAGAUGAAGUGAGAAGUAUUUGAAUAGACCCUCAGGAGGAGAGUCUUUUUGAAACGAUGAGGGUGAUUUCACUGUUGGAAAAUACGACUUUUUAAUGCUGUCGCUUCAUGAUGAAUUUUCCCUUGAGCGACAGUAUUGCUUUUCCUGAAAGAGAUGUAGAGAGAGAGAGAGAAAAAACAUCCACAGUGGCAUUUUGAUCUCGAGAUGCAGUGGAACUCCUUCAGCAGAGGCAGAUCUGAUGGGGAGAAGCCACACACUCGGAGAUGUAUUGCUUAGGAAUUAUCAUUAAGAUGAAUAUUCAUGUAGUAGAAUUUUUGUGUAUAUGGAGCCAGUCAAUGUGAGUUUUUACUUGAAAGAAGGACAACAUAUUAUUUUGUGCAAAUGAAAUAAAAAAUAAAGAAAUGGAAAUAAAUCUCGAGAUUGAAGAAGAACCCGACUUGUGAAUUGAUUGAAAAAAAAGGUAAAAAGAAGAAGGAAUAAAAUUGCCAAAGUUCCAAGGACAGCACAAAAAAAAUGUUUGUAUCAAAAUGACGUAAAUUAUUUUAAAUAUAAAAUAAAUAAUUAAAAUAAUGAUGAUGAGGAGGAAAUGUGUGGCCCAUAAAAUCAAACCAACAAGAGAAAAAAAAACGAGAUAAAGAAGAAAACACGUUUGAAAAAUUAAGAAACAAAAAAAUCAAAUCUACUAUGGAAGCUGGCAUAGGGAUCACAAAAACGCUCUCUUAUAAAUAAAGAAUAAUGAAAAAAAAAUUAAAAAAACAAACGAAACACUUAAAUAAUUAAUAAAUUAACUGAUAAAAGAUGAUUUAUUGCUUAAUGAAAUUGUAGUGACACUGUUUAACUUGGAUAUGUAUAAUUAAUGUUCUAUACUUUUUAAAAUAAUCUCUCUCAAUGCAAUUUCUAUGUAUCGAUAUAGACGCUUCUUUCUGUCAAACCAUAGGCCAUUCAUUGAGUUUAUCUCUUCUCGUUUUACCUUCCAAUAAAGUGUGUCACAUCGUGGCAUUUUCGCUGAUAACACUAAGAAAUAGAGAAUCAAAAAAAAUGAAGACCAACUUCAAAGUAUACUGAAUUGUUCUCCUAUCCUUUCCAAUCUACUUGCAAUCUGAGAAGGAGAGGAAGGAAAUAUGCUGCCCAUUAUUGUUGAGCUAAAACUUUCACAUCACAACAGCGACACAAACUUUUGAAACCGUCAGAAAUGCAUGAAAUUUUUAAUGCAGUGCAAAUUAAUGAAAUUUCUUGAAAUCCAUUGCAUUAGUAGACUUUGAUUUGAAGUUUUUGAAUACAAGAAUAAAACGAGAAAUGACAUGCCAUUGAGCGACAGCGGAGAAUAUUUGAGGAUAUUGGAGAAUACAAAGAUAAAAAAAACACGAUAAUAACCAUGAUAGAUCACUUUCUAAAGAGAAAAUGGAGCAACUUGAAAAAUUUUUACGGGCCUUUUUUAGAAUUUGUGACAAGAAAAUGCGAAAGAAAAUGCAACAGAACAACAACUGAUACAUUCGUACUUUGCCAUAAAGUAGUGUCUACAUAGUGGUUGAAUAAGAGAGGAGGAUAAAAGGAAAAUUUACCACAGCAAUCUGAUUGCCGUAUUAACUCUUUGAAACAGAAUUACAUUUUUGCCUGCAUCCAAGAUAUAAUGUAUAACGUAGUGUCUCCCACUUUCAAAAUGAAAUAUCAUCCACGUUUUCUAAUAACAUACAAGUCUUUCGAAUAUCAGUAACUUAUGCUAUUUACAGAAUAAUGUGAAGGAAGGAGAAGAAACUUUAAUGUAGAGUGUGUUUUAUACAUAAUAAUACAUAAAUUAUUCUAGUUAGUUGAUAAAAUGGAGAAGGAUUGACACGAAUUAUGUUCACCGUUCCUUUUCGCUCUUAAGUUAAGAUCCAACUGCAUUUCAAUUCAAUCUGUAAUGUUUCUCGUAAGUUUCACUUUAGGCAGAUAAUUUCACUACUUUUACUGUAUAUUUCAGUAGAAUUUUAGUUACUUUCAUCAAUUCAAUGGAAAACUAAAUAUAAUUCUAGAUCAUUUUUUGAUAGAAUAGAUUUUUAUUUUUAUUUAUAAUCUUACUUUUCAUCUAAACAAUCUUAUUAGUUUAGUUUAGUUUAUGAUCAUUUAGUUUUUAAUACAUUUUCAACCUCAUAGUGAGUUUCUGCGUUCUUUUAUUAUCGAGAAAAAAUAGUAGAUAAAGAGAAGUGUAACACAUAAAAUGACAAAAAGUAAUUGUGUAUGCAAUUAAUUAAUAAAAAAAAAAAAGAGAAAAUAGAUGCAUAAAUUGCAUGAUAAAAGUAAUAAAAAGAAGAUUUUUUAGUGUAGUCUAGUAGUAUUUAAAGGAAAAUAUAUUCUUUAAUUAACAGAAUCAUUAUAAUAUACAUGCAUAAAUGUGUAUAAAAUUUUUGACAGAGAUACUGAGAAAAGUAUUCAAAUUUGGCUGAAGGAUUUCAGUUGAAGGGACGUUUUCUAUCCAAAAAGAAGAAGAAGAUGAAAUGAAAUAUAAAAAAAGAAAGUCUAAUGAAAAAGUAUAAUUUAAGAAUUAAAAAUGAAGUAAAAAAAAUGAGAAAAGCCCCCCACUGGAGGGGGGAUAAAUUUGCUAAAUGAAGACUGAUAAUGAUGCUUGGAAGUUUCGAAGUGGUUUUAAAAUCUCGGAUUAAUUGGAAUUCUCAUUUUGUGUAAUAAUGAUGAAGAAACAAUGGAAAUCUUUAUAUAAAAGAGAGGAGAUCCCUUUAACUGAAGAUAGUGUCACGAAUUCAUUUGUAAGAAAUUUAAUUAUGAAAAUAUUAGGUGAAAAAAGUGUAUGUAACUAAAUUAAAUAUUGAUAAAUGUAUUUGUUAGUGAAUUAUAAAUAUGAAGGAAGAAAAAAAUAUUACAGACUAUGUAUAUCGCUGUACAAAGGUCCUGUCGUUAUUAUCCAUUCAAAAUGAAAAGAUGAUUCUUAGUCGUUUCGAAGACUGCAUUAACGCAAAUGUUUAUUUCUUAACUCUUACUUUAACGCAACGCUGCAACUUGUAUCACGAUCGGAUUGUCUCGAUGAGAUUGUCGUUUGAAGGGAAAAUAGAAGAAAAAAAAAACUGUCGAAGAUGUUCUAUGAAAUAGCGUCACAAACCCCGCCACAAAAUAAUGAUAAAGACAAACCCAAAGUGAAAUUAAUCAAUUGAGGAUGAACCGAAAUCAUAAUAUGAAAUCCAUCAGUGCAUUUUGUACAUUAUAUAAAUAUAUUGUAAUUUAUAUGUAUAAUAUAUUGUCAAAUGAGAAAAAAGUCAUUUUCACGCGCAUUUCUUUUCAUAUUGGGAUGAAUUUUUGAAAGACACGCAGCACAUCUGAAUGGCGAUUUAAAACCCUUUUUCUGAUCUCUAAACCAAAAGUGACAAAAAUAACUGCAUGUGGUCGAAAUCGCUAUUCAGAGCAUAGCUUCAAUAGCUACCCAUAUUUUCCAAAUAACCAAUAAGGCUUACGAAAAAAAAAAUUGACAAUGGAAGUUAAUCUGAUGAAAAGAAAAUAGGAAAAAGCCUCUCCCGAGAAGAAAUAGUCAUCUUGUAAAUAAAAUCAUUGCCCAUUUGAUCCAUUGAACACAUAAUUUAACGUAAAAAAAUGCAACCAACAAACUCAAUUAAACCCAUAAGCGAAGAUGAAAAUAUUUUGUAAAAUAUGUGAUUUUCUAAUACUUUCUACAGUUAGUUUUAAUUACUAUAAAUAAAAGGGAUAAUAGGAAAUUAGACAAAAAAUCAUGUCACGGAGCUUCUCCUAUGAUUUGAAAAACGUGAUAACCAAUUGACAUUUUUCCCAAGUUCAAGAGAGAAUCAGUGAAAAAGAAGUCUUUUGAGUGACGAAAGAGAGCAUAAUACUAUAAGAAGGAAAACAUUGGAUACGAUAUGACUUUAUUAUUAAAUUUAAUUGUAUUGUUUGCAGUGCUGUAUAGGAAAAAAGGAAACAUUAAAUUAUUUGACAUGAUUGUAAAUAUCUUAUUUGUAUUGUAUGUAAUUAAAAAAAAGGAAAAAAAGUCGAGAUGAAAAGAUAAACUGUUUUGUAUACAAAAAAUGAAUAUAUUUAUAUAUUGUUGCAAAAUUGAAACGAAAACCCACAGACAUAAUAAAAUUAGGACAAGUCAUGAACUAUGAAGAAAAAAAAAUUGAGAAAAUAUUGUACAGAGAAAUUGAGAAAAAAAUAACUUAAUCUGAUAAACUUUUAUGAAAAGCUCUCUGACAUUAUUUUUAGUGUGUCUGAUUGAUAAAGAAAAAGUCAAACACGUGUAAAAAUUAUUUUAUAUAUUUUUUAAAAGAAGCAUAAAAUGAACUAUUUUGGUAAAUAAUAAACUCCUGAAAUGACUGUGUAUAGAAGAAAUUGUAUUUAAGAUGGAAAACCCUAUCAGAUCCGGAUAAAAAGCACAGAACGAUUAUGAUGAAAAAAAAACGACAAAAAUUUAACUUCGAAGCGACAAUGGAUGAUGAUAACAGCCAGUAAGGAAAAAAAUGGUGUGAAGCGAAUUAAAUGGAAUGGAGAAGAACUUUUCUUGGGGGUAAUAAUGACAGAUAUUUACGAUGUAAUUUGUUUAAAGUAAUCACGAUUAUAAAGAAUAUAAAUAUAUAUACCUAAACAGAAUAUGAAUAUUACGUGAAUAUAUUAAAGAGUAAAAUGUAUUUAAAAAUGAAAGAAAAAAAAUUGAGUAAAAAUGAUCAUAAUAUUAAAAAAAAA